This is a messenger RNA of Parus major (Great Tit), 3465 nucleotides long. It is a transcript of the gene MESP1, whose product is annotated as mesoderm posterior bHLH transcription factor 1. The record is from RefSeq and is a predicted model, not a curated record. NCBI's taxonomy places the organism in Eukaryota, Metazoa, Chordata, Aves, Passeriformes, Paridae. Gene Ontology annotation, cellular component: nucleus. Gene Ontology annotation, biological process: heart morphogenesis; mesoderm formation; regulation of transcription by RNA polymerase II. Gene Ontology annotation, molecular function: protein dimerization activity; DNA-binding transcription factor activity, RNA polymerase II-specific; RNA polymerase II cis-regulatory region sequence-specific DNA binding. The transcript is spliced from 2 exons. Bases 2226 to 3284 code for a protein of 352 amino acids.
CUGUGCUGCUUGGUCUGGGGGUCCCUGUGCUGCUGAGGGUUGGGGUCCCCAGGGCACGGGGGUGCGCCGUGGUGGGUGUCAAAAUGUUGAUGUUGCGGGGUCAGGGGACACCCUGUGCCGAUGGGCUGAGGGAGAGCAGGGGGUGAGGGGGGCUGUCUGCCAGGUGCUUGGCAGCACUGAGCCCUGCACCAGACACAGCUCUGGGCAGUGUCCCUGUGAGCGGUGCCAUCCCAGAGAGAGGGGCAAGCCCAAAACCACACAGGCGCCUGAGCCGGGAGGUGCCAGAGCAGGGGUGGCGGUCCCCAGAGGGCAGGGACGUGUCCUGGGAGGGUCCCAGCAGGGCAGGGGCCUCUCAGCAGAAGGGCUGGGGGCUCCCGGGGGCACAGCCUGAGCUGGGCACUGACUGAGCUCCGGUGUGGAGCCCUGGCCAUGGUCCUGCACUCUCACCAUUGAUAGGAGAUGAAGGGAUGGGGGAACCCCCCGCUCCCUGGGAUGGGGGGUGCAGGGUGUCCUGCUGUCACCAAAAAUUGGGAAUAAACCCCUCUGACACUGUCAUUUCAGAAUUAGGAAGUAGCAUUAUCUCAGUGCUGGGUGUGCAGGGGAUAUCUCCUACUACACAGAGCACAGCUGGCUAGCAGACUAGUUUAAAUCUUUGUAAGUUAUUAAUUACAUUUCCCAAAACUCGUACAUGUACGCUAAACAUUCCCGCAAAUUCUUUUGCCUAUUUGUAUCACUUUUUGGAGCUCAUUUACAUAAGAGUAGGGGUCUUUUGAGGGUCUCUGGUGCUCGUUUGGGGAACACCCCAUUCCUCAAAGUAUCCGGUUUUGGUCAUAGGCCUUAAAAAAGACUUCUUGUCUUUGAAUACCUCCCAGCUCUGCGGUUUGCCCAAGAUACAUCUUCUUACUUGUGUUGCUCAGGCCCGGAGUCUUUGAGGCUAAGAUAACCACUUGCACACAUUAAUACGGGACUAAGCACUUUUGGCUGAAGCUAAAGGAAUUCACAAGACUUAAACACUAUUUGUUACAAUUAGGGAUUUUCCCAAGGCUGCGGGGGCUCUGACCCCACGGCCGGCGCUGCCCCAGCCCAGCCGCGCCCCAGCACUUGUCCAAACAGGGAGGUGGGAAGCGGCUGCGGCGGGUGCAGAACUCAUUACCCGGGAGCUCAUCAGCUAAUGCGACCCAGGAGGGGGCCGGCAGCGGGGAAGGGACCGUGCCUGGCCCGGGCCAGGGGGUGCGGAUCUCCCGCCGGACACCCCUGCACCCCCAGCCUGCGCCUGGAUGUUGGAACGGGGCUGGCCCGGGAUGGGCUGGGGCCGCGCUGGGCACGGCUCAGAUGGGCACACACCUGUGCCCCCGGCUGUAUCCCCUCAGCUGUGCCCCCUGCUUUGUGGGGAUCCUGCGCCCCUCGUGUUGCCAGGGCUUUGCACAGCCUGUUUGGGGGGGUCCUGCACCCCGGUGUACCAGCGGGCUGUGCACGCCCACUUCGGGCUGCUGUGCCCGCAGAUGUACCCCCAGAGCAGGCUGUGCACGCCAGCUCUGGGGGCCCGUGCCGUACCGUGCCCGUGUCCCCUUGCUCCCUGAUGGAUUUUCCGUCCCUCGGCGGGGCCGUUUCCCUGGAAACCUUCACACCCUCCGGCCCGACACCUGCGGGGCCUGGGAACGCGCCGGGGGGGCUCCUCCCAGCCCCGACCCUGGCCCUCGACAGCCGCCGCCCGUGGGGGUUCCCCUGCCACCGCCAGCACCGGGCAGCCAGAGGGGUCCGUCAGGGGGCGGUGGGAGAGCGGCACCCCCAAAGCGGAGGGGGGAGCGUGUCUCACACAGCCCCGGGGACAGCUCCCUGUCUGGGGACGUGCUGCAGGGACACAGGGACACCGCAGACGCACUGCAAACCCCACUGAAGCCCCGUCAGAGCCCCGCUGCACCCCCAGACCGGGCUGCAGCCCCAGUGCAGCUCCCCCGCAGCAGAUGUGCAGAGACCCCGCUGCAGCUCCCGGCCCCGUCCCCAGCCCAGCGCGGGGCCGAGGGGCAGCACCGAGCAGCUUCACACCUCUGGGGUGAAAUUCGUCACCCCGCGUUCACAGCCGCGGCCCCCGCCCCCCCCCAGACCCCCGGCCUUUGAAGUGCUGCUCCCGCAGCCACGAAGGUGCCUCUUCACACCUCGGGCCCGGCAUAAAGCCGGGGCUCUCGGGAGCCCCUGGCACACAGCUCCCAGCCUCCGGUCCUGCCAUGGCCCACACGCUGCCCGCCGCCGCCCCUCUGCAGGGCUGGGCUGCCCGCGGCCCCCCGGACCCUCUCGGCUACAGCAGCAGCUCUCCCGCAGCAUCGCCGGACUCGUGCGGCCUCGCGUCCCCCGGCCCCGCCCGGGGACCGUGCCGCGGCCACGCCGCCCCCCGCGCCAGGGGCAGGAAGGGGGCGCGGGGCGGGGGCGCGCCGGGGGUCCCUCGGCAGAGCGCCAGCGAGCGGGAGAAGCUGCGGAUGCGGCGGCUGGCUCAGGCCCUGCUGAGGCUGCGGCACUACCUGCCCCCAGCGCUGGCGCCCGCCGGGCAGAGCCUCACCAAGAUCGAGACCCUGCGCCUCGCCACCCGCUACAUCGCCCACCUCUCCGCCCUGCUGGGGCUCGGGCGGGGGGCGCCGGCCCCCCGGCACUGUCCUCUCUGCCCCCGGGGCCUGGGGUGCUGCCAGGACCCGGACCCCCGUGAUGCUUCGCCGCCCGGCUUCGCUGCGAGCUGGGGGUCACCUGCCACGGCGGGGACACCCCCGGAGCCGCACGGGGCUCCCGGCAUGGGGACGGGUGCCUGGGGCUCACCUCUCUGCAGCCCUGCUGAGGGCACUGCCCCGGAGGUGCUUGGGGGUCCGGAGAUGGGGUUAGAGACCUGGGGGUCACCCCCCUACACCCCUGCUGCAGGGACCCCCCCAGAUGUACUCGGGGGUCCGAACAUCGGGAUGGAGACCUGGGGGUCUCCCUCCUACAUCCCUGCAACCGGGACCCCUCCGGAGGUGCUUGGGUUUUCCAGCAUCCAGACGGAGACCUGGGGGCCGCCCCCCUACAUUCCUGCAGUGGGGACCUCCUCAGAGCUGAACAAAGCUGUCACCUCCACUGCGUCCCCCUGGCUGACCCCUCCCCACUCUGCAGGGGCUGGGGCCCCCCCGGAUCUCCCUGGUGGCGUCCUGGACAUGGGACUGGUGCUGUCAGAGUUCGUGGGCACAGGGACAGUCACCCAGGAUCUCUCUGCGGACCUGCUCUCACUGCUGGAGGUUCUGUUCCCCACUCAGCCCCGGCACUGACCCAGAUGAGUCCCCGGGCCUGGAGCGCCCGGAGCCCCACGAUGCCUGUCGGGAUCCCUGCAGCCUGGGGACGCACACAGCCCUUGGAUAGCUGCAGGGACGAGCUGCCCCGUCGGAGCCUGGAGCCGUGCUGGACGCGCCGGGUGGCGGCGGCUGGAUGUGAAUAAACCCUUGUGUCCUC